Drosophila ficusphila is the source of this 487-nucleotide messenger RNA. RefSeq lists its product as uncharacterized. NCBI's taxonomy places the organism in Eukaryota, Metazoa, Arthropoda, Insecta, Diptera, Drosophilidae. The transcript has 2 exons. Bases 1 to 351 code for a protein of 116 amino acids. The record is from RefSeq and is a predicted model, not a curated record.
AUGUCGUCGUGGGUCGUCUCCACCACCGAGCUGUGCGAUUGUGGUGCAACCGGGGCGAAAUCAUCAUCAGCCACAACAAACCCGCGGCACACGCGACUGAUUCUGCUGGUGUGGCACAAUCUCACCGAGAAGUGCCAAAAACUCGGUAGCUUUCUCAGGCGGGAGACGAACAAGCCGCUACCCAAAGAACUGAGGCGAUCGUUACGUCUCAACAAAUCGGCCAGAAGGAAAGGCUAUCGGAGUUGCGAGAGCGAGGCAGAUAAACGCCUGAUGAAAGAGCGUCUGAAUGAGCCCAUCAACAUAUCCAUACGCAUGGGACCUGCUUACGACUAUAGGCCUUCGAAUUUCUGAUGGAUCUGCAAAAGGACUCUAGAACAUCGCAUUUCGAAUUUAUAAGCACUGCUGUUAAUUUAGCUUAAGAUGUAAAUAUAAAUGUAAAGUGGCUGUUGUAAACUGUUAUUAAAAGUUUCGAUUUCGGCAAGUUUUA